This is a messenger RNA of Trichobilharzia szidati, 850 nucleotides long. The record is from the annotation of a GenBank genome assembly. NCBI's taxonomy places the organism in Eukaryota, Metazoa, Platyhelminthes, Trematoda, Strigeidida, Schistosomatidae.
ACUACUACUAUUUAUCAACCAACAAACGCAUUACAACACUACAACUCACCAUCAGGAAGAAUAUAAAAGCUGGAGAAUUGGACCAGAGUAAGCUAAGGAAGGUGAGAAUAUGUUCAACUCAAUUUACAUUUACAUAUCCAUGAUAACGCUGCUGGUGUUUGCCACCAUGAACGAGGGUGAAUCGACUAGGUUAGAAGACAUCAAAAAUGCGAUUUCGUAUGCUCGAAACCAAUUACUCCAAAUAGCUCAGAUGGUUAUCAGAAGAGAAGCAGCGACUAAACAACUGAAAGAUAAGAUUAUUCUUGAAACUGGAGGAAAAGGCAACAGCACCAUUGAGAACUAUAUCAGCUGUUGGGGAACGCAUUAUGAAAACUACUUUGGACACAUAUUAUUCGAAGAGGCCAAAAACGGACCUGAGGAUUAUGGUACCUUCACUGUGAAACAUUCUCUCCGACAAUGUAUGAAGAAAGAGGCCAAUGCUCACACAGGUCAAUGGCGAUCAGUAUCAGCAGCAGUCGACUGUGAACAUUAUAAACCAUCAGGAAACAAAAAAGAUCUUCAGGAAUUGAAGAGUAAUAUAGAAAUUUCAUACCGCCGCAGAAUGCUCUUUGGUAAUAUUAUGUUGCUCAAGAAAAUUCAUGAAACUCUCGCUGAGAAGUUGACACGAGUAGGCGGGAGAAACUAGACAAGAAUGUGAAUGUCCUGCUCAUGCUAGCAUCGGAAACGUGUAUUCUGCAUAUUACUGAAAUAUAUAUUGAUGUGCAGUGGAAUUCAUGAAAACAUUUACUUAAAUAACUCUUCUUUAUGUUAACGCUUACUGUCUGCUUUCUAAAUACAAUUUAAUCAAUCC